This is a messenger RNA of Oryza sativa Japonica Group (Japanese rice), 2071 nucleotides long. RefSeq names its product UDP-glycosyltransferase 73B5. Lineage: Eukaryota; Viridiplantae; Streptophyta; Magnoliopsida; Poales; Poaceae. The record is from RefSeq and is a predicted model, not a curated record. Gene Ontology annotation, molecular function: UDP-glucosyltransferase activity.
AGGUGUCAGUCUAUUGAUUUAUAUAUAUUCAAACGCAAUAUACAAUACAUGCCCGCGCGUGAAUGGGCGGGCUACCUUUCUAGUUGUACUAAAUCUAGUCCACAGUUAUUGACGCCAUAUCCCAUUGGCUAAGUAUAAAGUCAAACUAGCAGCCGCGGUAAUUAAAAUAGUCACAAACAGAUCUCAGCUUACCGCGGUAUAUGUUUCAAGAACACGUUACUCAAAGACAAAACUUCCAUUCCCCAACUCCAAGCAACAAGCACACCCGUGCCAUGGCCGCCUCAGCCAACCGCGCCGCCGUCAACGGCGCCGCCGGCAGCGGCGAGCCUGAGGCGAGCCGCGACCAUGUCAUCAUCUUCCCGUUCAUGGCGAAAGGCCACACGCUCCCUCUGCUUCACUUCGCCGCGGCGCUGUCGGUCCACCACAAGAGCCUCCGCGUCACCCUGGUCACCACCCCGGCGAACCUCGCCUUCGCCCGCCGCCGCCUGCCGGGGUCGGUGCACCUCGUCGUGCUCCCGUUCCCGUCGCUGCAGCCGCCGCUGCUGCCGGCCGGCGUCGAGUCGACGGACGCGCUCCCUUCCAUGUCCCUCUACCCGGCGUUCCUGCGUGCCACGGCGCUGCUGCGUGAGCCCUUCGCGGAGUUCAUGGCGUCGCUGUCCUCCUCCCCGCCGCUCGUGGUCGUCUCCGACUUCUUCCUCGGGUUCACGCACGGCGUUGCGUCGGACGCCGGCGUCCGCCGCGUCGUGUUCCACGGCAUGUCCUGUUUCUCCAUGGCCAUAUGCAAGUCGCUCGUCGUGAGCCCGCACGUCGGCGGCGGCGCCGCCCCCUUUCACGUCUCCCGCAUGCCGGAACAUGUCACGAUCACGCCGGAGGAGAUCCCGCCUACGGUGGCGAGCUUCGCCGACCCCGACAACCCGAUUGCCCGGUUCAUGAUCGAGAACGUCGAAUCGACGGACGUCCGCAGCUGGGGCGUCCUCGUCAACAGCUUCGCCGCGGUGGACGGCGACUACGUGGCCUCCUUCGAAUCGUUCUACCAGCCGGGAGCCCGCGCCUGGCUGGUGGGCCCGCUCUUCCUCGCCUCCGGCGACACGCCGGAGCGGGACGAGGAGAACGACGACCCCGAGGGCUGCCUCGCGUGGCUCGACGAGAGGGCAUCGCGGCCGGGGUCGGUGGUGUACGUGUCGUUCGGCACGCAGGCGCACGUCGCCGACGAGCAGCUCGACGAGCUGGCGCGAGGGCUGGUGCGGUCCGGCCACCCUUUCCUGUGGGCGGUGCGGUCGAACACCUGGUCGCCGCCGGUGGACGUGGGGCCCGACCAGGGGCGCGUCGUCAGGGGGUGGGUCCCGCAGCGCGGCGUGCUGGCCCACGAGGCGGUGGGAGGGUUCGUGAGCCACUGCGGGUGGAACUCGGUCAUGGAGAGCCUCGCCGCCGGGAAGCCCGUGCUGGCGUGGCCGAUGAUGGCCGAGCAGGCGCUGAACGCAAGGCACGUCGUGGACGUCGUCGGCGCCGGCGUCAAGGUGGACGCCGCCGUCGGCUCCGUCGCCGUCGUCGGGAGCGCGGAGGUGGAGGAGAAGGUCAGGAGGGUGAUGGACGCCGGCGGCGAGGAAGGGCGGAGGAUGCGGACGCAGGCCGCGUGGGCUCAGCGCGCGGCGAGGUCGGCGGUGAGCGACGGCGGCACGUCACGCGUGGCGUUGCAGAAACUGAUUGGAGACCUGCAGGAAAGCUACUAGUAUGUCGUCACCGCAGCAGAAUGAGGUGAGAAGAAAUUGUUACAAAAAUUGAGUUUGACCAUACCGCCGGACAGCAGUAUACACAUCAUGGUUUGACUAGGAACCUUAUUUAUUGUUGCUUCAGUAUAUGUGUUGCUUUGACUCUAUUCUAAACUUGUUUUUAUCAAUAAUUUAUUUGAGAUUGCUCCAGAUGUUUCUAAAAUUCUUCUAGUUAUCCUCGCAACAUUUCUCAACUAAAAUUACUUGGACUAGUGUAUAUGAGAAGAUAUUGUCGCAAUAUGGAGUUUGUUCCAAUGAAACUUAUUUGUAAUAUAUGUGUUUACUUUUUGGAAUAUUUAGCA